CCUCCUCACCCCCUCCAUACUAUAGACUGAUGUCCUUCAGGGCUCCACUACAGAGCAGAGGGACUCUUACACCAGCCCUGUACACUGAGAUAUCUCUCUGUACACACAGACAGGAGAGAAGUGGGCAUCUAUAACCUGAUCUGUCCUCCCAGAGCUCACCUGAACACAGAGGUAUACACUACAGUGUGACUCUCACCACGACUACCGCUCACCAAAGGAGAGAGGGACAGGUAAACAGACGGCUAUAGGAAAAGAGGGACCGCAUCGAUGAAAGAUAUGUGCGGGAAGGAGAAGACUGUAGGCAUUGCCAAUGUGCCAAAAUACCAGGGGUCAGACAAGACGCCUUCCCCAUGCUGUGAAGGUCGUAGCAGUGAGUCAGCCCCAGGAAGCAGAAAGCAGAAUGGCAAAGUCCAUCAGACUCGCUUGGCGUUCUUCAGACACUUGGAGAAGGUGGAGACCAUGAGGAGUUUCUGGGAGCUCAAACAUGUGGAGCAGGAGGGAGAACCACAACAGGGUAGUCCCUGCCCUCAGCUAUUGCCCCUCAUCCUCAAACAAGUGGAGAAGAAAGGACACCCUCAACCGCUGAAGGACAAUGUGAUGAGGGAUGGAAAAGACAAGGCCAAACUCAGCCUGAAAGGCCAGAAAUCCCAGAAGAAGAAGAAGCCUCCACAUGCAUCAGAUAACGUAGAGGCCCUUCUUCUAGACCAGGUGGAGAAGCUCAACAGGCAGAAUGCUGAGCGUUCUCAUGGUAACGGAGUGGUUCUGGACAUGCUCCGCGCCCCCGUCGUCCAACCAGAGGACCUGGAGGAUCUAGAGGGGGAGGAGGAGGAGAAGAGGAGAACCCCUGAGCGGGAGGAAGAGCAGAGGGCCAGGGAGGAAGAGGAGGAAGAGGAGGGGGAUAUAUUUGGUGAAUCUGAGGCUGAGGAAGAGGAGGGGAGGGAGGAACAAGUUGGAGAGGAAGAGGUGGAGAAGAGAAUGGAAGGAGGGGAAGAAGAGUCAUCAUUGUCACCAGAACCUCUAGAAAGCUCUGAGGAGUUAAGUGAAGUGGCCACCAGCAGUAAAAACUGUGUCACAGAGGAGGACCUGCUGAAAGAUGAACUGAAAAAGAGCAGAGUGGAGGAGAGGAAAGAGGAGGAGGAUGAAGAGGGAGGAGUACCUGAGGGGGCAGAGCCUCAGGCUGCCCAAUCAAAGGCAGAGAAGAUGAAGGAGGAAGAAAAGGUGGACGACGGACAGCCAGAAGAGUACAUCAUUGACUCUACCCCUCCGCCAGCAGCCCCCUUUGACCACCGCAUUGUGACUCCAAAGCCUCACCAGAUUGCUACCUUCUACGCCAUUAACAGAGAAGAGGUCCUAGGAGGGGGACGUUUUGGACAAGUCCACAAAUGUGUGGAGAACUCUUCUGGACUGACGCUGGCUGCCAAGAUGAUCAAAGCCAGGAGCCAGAAAGAAAAGGAUGUGGUGAAGAAUGAGAUCCAGGUGAUGAACCAGCUGAACCACGCUAACCUUAUUCAGCUCUACGCCGCCUUUGAAUCACGCCACGACAUCAUCCUCGUCAUGGAAUAUGUGGAUGGCGGGGAGCUGUUCGACCGGAUCAUAGAUGAGAACUACAAGCUGACAGAGCUGGACACAGUGCUGUUUAUCAGGCAGAUCUGUGAGGGACUACAGUACAUGCACAGGAUGUACAUCCUACAUCUAGACCUCAAGCCCGAGAAUAUUCUGUGUGUGAGCAGAGCUACAAACAAGAUCAAAAUUAUUGACUUCGGGCUCGCCAGGAGGUAUAAGCCCAGGGAAAAGCUGAGGGUGAACUUCGGAACGCCGGAGUUCCUGGCUCCGGAAGUCAUCAACUAUGAGUUUGUCUCAUUCCCUACGGACAUGUGGAGUCUGGGGGUCAUCACAUACAUGCUGCUGACAGGUCUGUCUCCAUUCCUGGGGGACGAUGACAAUGAGACUCUGAACAACAUCCUGGCCUGUCAGUGGAACUUUGAGGAGGAGGAGUUUACAGACAUCUCUGAGGAGGCCAAAGACUUCAUCACACGCCUGUUGGUCAAGAGCAAGAGUUGGAGGAUGAGUGCCUCACAGUCACUGAAACAUUCCUGGCUGUCGGAUCGCAAUCUUCACUAUCGCCUGCAUCAGAGGAAAAAUAAGUGCCACUCAACACACCCUUACCCUCCCCGAAGAUCUAGACAAUCUCCCAUCCAGAACGAGAGUCCCCUCCAAAAUGACUCCCAAGACCCUGUGGGCGCCUUAUGAUGAUACGGGGUCGGUGCCUUUUGAUGACACUGGGGCCAGGGCCCAACACUGGACCAACACUGCCGUACCUCUAUGGCUACUGGAUUACUGCUCUCUACUCUGCCUCGCAUCCUUUAGCUUAGCUCUGCAGCUUGUGUAACGCAGUUAACAACGUACCGUAAACACACUGAACAGCUAGCCUAAAAUGUCGCCAAUGGCGCUAUCGAUAGCUCCAACGGUUGGUACGUUGUCAAGGAGGGCGGUCACUAUAAAAUGCACUUUAAUGUAUCACUAUCAAAUACAAACAGAACCACUUUUUCAACAAUCAUAUUUAUUACAUUUUCAGCUUACUGUGGAUUUCAAAUAACUUAACAUAGGCCUAGUUUACCAAGUCUUAUCAUACCAUUGCAUUUUUAUUUGUUUGUUGGGUUUUGAUUUAAAAUAAAGGUUUGGGUGCAAUUUAUUUUCCUGGUAUUGUAAAGCUUUAGUUUCUACAGAGUUAGGAAUUCAUUUUCACACACCUUUCUCCUUGAUUUGCCCCAUCAAACUUUAAAUAGAUCACAUUCAUUAAAAUAAAUAAAUCGUUAUUAAUCCAGGUAAGCAUAAACUUGUCGAUAUUAGACAUUAUUCCUCAUUAGACAUUAUUACCUCCUUCUGCUGCUCUGCCCGUUGCUACUGACGUUCAUUUCUCCUGGAGCCGCUGCUGUGAAUAUACUGUAAAAGCGCCUCUUCUGUGCAUGCAUGCUGUUCGCUUGACCCCAACCUUUUACCUUUCUUUGCUUUCGCCCAUUGGAGUAGCCCUCUCACCUUCCAUGAAGGCAUAUUACUGAUCAACAAAACACUACCUAUAUGAUUUCAUAAUUCAUGUUUAUCGCUGAAGUGCCAGACUGUUUGUGCUGUCAUGCCAACUCCCUGUCACUCCUUGUCAUGCCACAUAUUUGCACUACCCUUCCGACUGGGCAGACAAUGAAAUUACGUUGACCCAACAUGGAAUAGACGUUGAAUUGACAUCUGUGCCCAGUGGGUUGUGAUUGGAGGGUAGCUGUGAGGGUUAUUGAAUUAGGGUCAAAUCCUGAUAUCUGAUUGCUGUGAGGCCAGACCAUUUGGCUUGACAAUUAGCAAUGGAGUUGGCAAGAGCAACAACAGAUCUGCGACCAGGCUAUGGAUUUAGUUCUUAUGGUCAUGAAUUAUCUUGGUUCCUAAAUUGAUUUUUACUUGAAAUGCAAGGCUUAGCCUCCAUAAGAAGGGUACAUAAUAUUAUAUUUAUCCAGGAGAGAAAAAACACAUACAAAAUUGUUUAUUUACUUAUUUGUGUUCUAUUGACUGAAUUUGAAGUGUUUGAGUAAUUGUAUUGUAGAUCUAAAUAAAAAAGGUUUGUCUGUGUAAUAGACUCACUAUUUUCAAACUGUGGAUAGUGGGUUGAUUAUUACUUGGUCAGAUAUUGAGGGAUUGAUUUAAUUAUUGUUUUAAUGAUUGAUUGUCAGAUGUGCCCUACCUGGAAUCAAUUGUUCUCCUUAUACCGUUGUGAUUUUGUGUAAUUUUUGUGUCAUUAUGAAACAUAAUUCUAGUUAGAAAUGUAUACAAAUAAAUAUAGACAAAAAUAAAAACAGAAAUUA
Coregonus clupeaformis (lake whitefish) is the source of this 3845-nucleotide messenger RNA. RefSeq names its product myosin light chain kinase family, member 4b (gene mylk4b). The record is from RefSeq and is a predicted model, not a curated record. Gene Ontology annotation, cellular component: nucleus; cytoplasm. Gene Ontology annotation, biological process: positive regulation of apoptotic process; intracellular signal transduction; protein phosphorylation. Gene Ontology annotation, molecular function: ATP binding; protein serine/threonine kinase activity. Lineage: Eukaryota; Metazoa; Chordata; Actinopteri; Salmoniformes; Salmonidae. The transcript has 16 exons. The coding region runs from base 268 to 2250 and encodes 660 amino acids.